Messenger RNA from Dermochelys coriacea (leatherback sea turtle), 1363 nucleotides. It is a transcript of the gene LSM4, whose product is annotated as LSM4 homolog, U6 small nuclear RNA and mRNA degradation associated. Gene Ontology annotation, molecular function: U6 snRNA binding. Gene Ontology annotation, cellular component: U6 snRNP; spliceosomal tri-snRNP complex; P-body. Lineage: Eukaryota; Metazoa; Chordata; Testudines; Dermochelyidae. Bases 237 to 653 code for a protein of 138 amino acids. Gene Ontology annotation, biological process: mRNA splicing, via spliceosome; nuclear-transcribed mRNA catabolic process; P-body assembly. The transcript has 5 exons. The record is from RefSeq and is a predicted model, not a curated record.
CCCUGGGGGCGCGGGGCAUUGUGGGGAAUGGGGACGCCCCGCGCCCUUCCUCCCUUGGCGCCCGCCGCUCUUUUGCGGCUCUGUCGUAAAACGGCGGCUGUCGCUUGGCGGCCCUAGCUGAGGGCUGGGCCGGCCGCGGAGUGGCGCGGGGCUGCAGCACAGGCGGUUUGAGCGGUGGGGCUCGCGCGGCCGGAGCAGGAGGCGGACGGGAGCGAGCGCCCGGGCCGAGCGGGAGGAUGCUUCCCUUAUCCCUGUUGAAGACUGCACAGAACCACCCUAUGUUGGUGGAAUUGAAAAAUGGAGAAACAUACAACGGUCACCUAGUGAGUUGCGAUAACUGGAUGAACAUCAACCUAAGAGAAGUCAUCUGCACAUCAAGGGACGGAGACAAAUUCUGGAGAAUGCCAGAGUGUUACAUUCGCGGCAGCACAAUUAAAUAUUUGCGUAUCCCAGAUGAAAUCAUUGACAUGGUGAAGGAGGAGGUGGUGUCAAAGGGCAGAGGCCGUGGUGGCAUGCAGCAGCAGAAACAACAGAAAGGCCGAGGAGGUGGAGGUGCUGGGCGAGGAGUGUUUGGUGGUCGUGGCCGAGGGAUACCAGGGAGUGGAAGAGGGCAGCAGGAAAAGAAGCCAGGCAGACAAUCUGCAAAGCAAUGAGACUCUGUCUGUACCUUUGCCAGAGACAGUGUUGGGAGGUUAUCUGGUUUUGUCACCUCUGGAUUGUCAUGUGUAUAAAGGUGUUAGAUUUCUAAACUUCAAUUAAUCAAGCUAAACAAACUCUGAAUCAUCAUGCACCUUGUCAGUCCCUCCGAUCCUAGUCUGCUGGUAAAGCUAGAGUAAUUGCUGUCACUUUUUUAGCCAGUAAAUCCAUAAUCUGAAAGAUUUGGGUUCUUUUUUCAGUUUGAUAAAGGAGGUGACUUCAGUAGACUGUCUCCUGAGAAGAGUUACAUUCUGUUUAAUUCUUCAGGCUCACUAUAUUUUUAAUACACACACAAAUGUUGUCCCUUGUAUGUUUUAAGAACUUGUGUAAACAUCUUGAGGACAGUUUGGUUUUGUUCUUUGUUUUAUACUUGAAACCAGAUUUGGUAGGUUUUUACAUCUGUUGCAUACAUAACUUUUUAGUUAGAAACAUUGAAAUUGAGGACAUUGUAUCUUUGCUUAAGAGCUGUCUCAAAGAGUCCUUUUUUUUUUUUUUUUUAAAUCCUUUUUUAACUAGCCCUCUGUUUCUGAUGAGGCAGUUCUCUCUCUCUUCCCCCCCCUCCCCCAUGCCUUGAACCAUAGGCCAAGGGGAAAACACUCUUGGGUUGUGUGAUUAAAAACUGAAAAUAAUAAACCAAUUACUACAAGUUCUCAAAUCACAUCACUAA